This is a messenger RNA of Fragaria vesca subsp. vesca, 1413 nucleotides long. RefSeq names its product protein phosphatase 2C 57-like. The transcript has 11 exons. Lineage: Eukaryota; Viridiplantae; Streptophyta; Magnoliopsida; Rosales; Rosaceae. The record is from RefSeq and is a predicted model, not a curated record. Gene Ontology annotation, molecular function: protein serine/threonine phosphatase activity; cation binding. The coding region runs from base 1 to 1200 and encodes 399 amino acids. Gene Ontology annotation, biological process: protein dephosphorylation.
AUGGCUCUGUUAAGUCCACAACUGCAGAGGUUCCUCUUAACCAAAUACAACUGCAGCGGUGGAGGUACUGGCUCAUUCAAGACCUCACCCACCAACACCAACAAGAACAGUAGCAGCAGCUUUUCCAACAAGUCAACUACCCCACUAUGCUCAGCGAUUGCCAUAGACGCGCCGGGAUCGUCCUCUGCUGAUGUCGCCGGAGUCAGGUGGGGCUCCACCAGCUUGCAGGGAGCGCGGGAAGAGAUGGAAGACGGCGUUGUUGUCCGGUCCGAUGGCCUUGACGGUUAUUCAUUUGCUGCGGUUUUUGAUGGACAUGCUGGCUUCUCCUCUGUCAAGUUUCUCAGAGAUGAGCUCUACAAAGAGUGUUGUGAGGCUUUACAAGGCGGUUCGCUAUUAAGUGGGAAGGAUAUCAAAGCUAUUAGAGAGGCUUUACAGGAGGCAUUUGAAAGAGUUGAUGCAAAGUUGUUGAAUUGGCUUGAGAGGAAUGGGGAAGAAGAUGAGUCUGGUUCAACAGCUACUGUUAUGUUUGUUGGGAACGAUAUGCUUUUCAUUUCACAUGUUGGCGAUUCGUCUGUGGUUCAGUCUUGUUCUGGAAAAGCAGAGGUGUUGACUAGCCCUCAUCGACCAUAUGGAAGCAACAAGGUCUGUCUGCAAGAAAUUAAAAGAAUCAGAGAAGCAGGUGGAUGGAUCGUCAAUGGAAGAAUUUGUGGAGACAUUGCUGUAUCUCGCGCUUUUGGUGACAUGCGGUUCAAGACAAAGAAAAACGAGAUGCUGAAGAAAGGAGUUGAAGAAGGAAGAUGGACGGAGAAAUUUGUUUCUCGAGUGCAAUUCAGUGGAGACCUUGUUACUGCAACUCCAGACAUUUAUCAAGCAAGUCUUGGGGCAGACUCAGAAUUUCUAGUGUUAGCAUCUGAUGGCUUAUGGGAUUACAUAAACAGCUCAGAUGCGGUUUCAUUUGUAAGGAAUCAGCUUCGACAACACGGAGAUGUCCAGCUAGCUUGUGACGCGCUUGCUCAAGCUGCUCUGGAUAACAAGUCACAAGAUAAUAUCAGCAUCGUCAUUGCGGAUUUAGGGCGAACAGACUGGCAACGUUUGCCCUUCCAAAAACAAAAUGUUGUAUAUGAAUUUGGGCAAGCUUUUGCUACUAUCGGGCUCGUUUCGCUUGGAAUUUGGAUGUCAACAUCGUUGCUUUCUUCAUGAAUCUGAGGCAUCCUGAGUUCCUGACUCCUGAGGAUGAUGUAUAUACUGGAAAUCAACAUAGGUUUUCACACUUACAUUUGUAUAAUCAUAAUUGUACAUGCCUCACGCCUUGAUAUACUUUUUAUUUAGGUGAACUAGAAUAAUCUUGCAAGUGUAAUAGUAAAAUUUAGAUGAUUUUACAUGAUCAAUGAUAGUUUGUGAGUGAAGAAAUUA